AUGGUUUCUUCUCUCGGAUCCCCAGUACAAACGGUGGUCUAUGGGCUUGUAUUUAAAGAUUUGAGUAAAUUGCUUGGGAGAACUUAUGAUUUUGGGCAAUUUGUAAGCAAGGUCAGAUUCAACUGUGGAUUGAUUAUGAUAGUCGGUGGAGUGAGAUCUAUAUUCACUUGGUUGGGCUUCGUUGUUUGGAUGCAAUUUGGUGAGCGACAACAAAUAAGAGCAAGAAAACAAUUAUUCGAUCUGUUUUUCAAAAGAAAGAUUGAAUGGUAUGAUACCAAGAUUAGUCUCAUGGGGGAAAUUGCUCAAGUCAAUAGAUGUAUUGAAGAAUUAAGAUCUGGAAAUGCUGAAGUUCUUGGGAUUUUGGCUCAAACUUGUUGCUCAAUAAUUUUUUUACUUAUAACUUCUAUGUAUCAUUCUUGGUCCUUGACUUUUGUUUUCAUUGCUUCGUCUCCUUUAAUGGCUUUGAGUACCUGGUAUUUUGGGCGGUUAACUUAUCGCUAUGCUGAUUUAGAAAAUAACAUCACUUCAAAAGGUUCGAAACUUUUGGACUGGAAUUUCAUGAGCGGUGAUAUAGUAAGGUUAUUCAAUGGUAAAAUCUCCGAAAUUUUCAAAUUUAAUGAAAUUGUCGACGACUCAGCUACUGCUUUCUACAAAAUGACAAAUGCUCUAUCGGUUAAUGUGGGUAUUCUAAGAGCAUUGUCGUUUAUUGCUGUUGUUCAGGGUUUUUGGUUUGGUAAUUAUAUGAUCAGAAUCGGGAAAUUAGAAAUUAGUCAAGUAUUCACUUCUUUUGCAACUUGUGUUUUACUAGGCUCAAAUAUCGGUUCUUUAGCUGACUUAGUGGCAACUUUGAAUAAAGCAAAAGCUGCCGCCGUCACAAUAGCAAAUUUUUCGCUAGAGUCUGAAAAUUCAAAUGAAUACGGUGAAUCUCCUAAUGCUACUCAUGGACAUAUUGAAUUUAGAGAUAUUGGUUUCAAAUAUCCAAAUAGAAAUGAAAGGGCACUUGGAAACUUCAACUUGAAUAUUGAGGCUGGCACUUUAAACUUUAUCAUUGGGAAAUCAGGUUCUGGUAAAUCAACUCUAUCCCAAUUAUUCUUGAAAUUUUACCACCCAGAUAAUGGGAAAAUACUACUUGAUGGUAAAAAUAUUGAAGAAAUCAGCUCAGAUUGGCUUUUUGAAAAUACAACGCUAAUCCAACUGGACUCGAUAAUCUUCGAUACCACUUUAAAAGAAAAUGUAUCUUUGGCAGUUGUCCAAAGGUUUCUUUCAAUUGAUGAUACUCCAGAAUUAAUGAUCGAAGAUGCUUGUGAGUUUGCUUUGUUAUCUCAUCUUAUCUCUGAACUUCCAAAAGGUUACAAUAAUAAAGUAUCAUCAUCAAGCUUAUCUGGUGGGCAAAAGCAAAAGAUUGCAUUGGCUAGAGCGAAAAUUCGUGAUACCCCGAUUUUAAUUUUAGAUGAAGCAGUUUCAGCAGUUGAUAUUAAAGACAAAGAGCUUUUGUUAAAAUCAAUAAAACAAUGGAGACGUGGUAGAACUACCAUCAUUAUCACUCAUGAAACAAAUUAUAUUGGUGAUGGUGAUAAUGUCAUUUUGAUGGAAAAUGGUCAAGUUAAGGCUGAAGGAACUUACAAUGACUUGAAAAAAGAAAAUAUAAUCGCUAAAGCUAAUUUUGACCUUGAAAGAAAAACUUUUGAUGCUAUGGAGGAAGAUAAAGAGAAUAACAAAGGCGGUCCAAGUCGGUUCUCCUUGUAUGAACAAUUGAGAAAUCCCGUUAUAUUGCAAGAUCUUGAAAAACAAGUUUCAGGUGUUGAAUUGGAUGAGAGACCUGAAGAUUUAAUGACAGUACUUUCCAUCUUGAAUUAUUGUCGUAAAACAAUUGAUGCAAAAAUUUGGAUAACCGUUGGUAUUUUCAGUUCAAUCAUAAGUGCUGUGGUAACUCCAGUAUUCUCCUAUUGUUUGUCUAAACUUUUACUGAAUAUGGUUAAUUCAUCUAUAGAUUCGAAUAAAAAGUAUGUUAGCGCUGAUUUAAUACUUUGGUCUUCUAUAAUCAUUGGUCUUUCUUUGUUUGAUGGCUUUGUCAGUUAUAUUUCUCUGUUUCUUUUAAAUUACUCUGGGGAAAGAUGGAUUGUCAAUUUAAGGAAGUUGGUCUUCAAUAAAAUAAGUGAUCAAAGUAUGGCAUUCUUCGAUACUGAAACAACUAAGCCUGCUGAAUUAACUGCUUUAUUGAUGAACGAUACAAGGGAUUUACGUAAUUUGGUUUCGGAAUUUUUGAAGGUGAGUAUUGUUUUGAUAAUCAUGUUAUUAACAGGUAUCAUAUGGUCGAUUCUUUCUGGUUGGAAGCUCUCUUUGGUGGGAAUUUCUUUUGUUCCUUUAAUUUUAUUAGUUACCGGUGUUUAUAAUAGGCUUUUGGAAGUUUUUGAAAACAAGUAUAAAAAUAGUAUUGCAGAAUUAGAAAAUUCUUGCCAUGAGACCGCUAGUGGUUUGAAAACAAUUUUCUCUUUAAAUUUGAAAGAUCAUUUCUCUUCUGUAUUCGAACUGAAGUUAUUUAACAUCGAAAGAGUCGCUUUUCGAAGAUCAUUGAGUACUAGCUCUGGACUUGCUUUGCAAGAAUUAUGUACUUCCGUUGCAACUGCAACAAUUCUUUAUUAUGGUAUGUUUUUGGUUGCAAAUUCCGAUUAUUCCCAAACCCAAUUGCUCGAAGUCACUACUAUUUUAAGUAUGACUUUAACUCAUGCUGGCUCUUUAUUAAAACAAAUCCCUGAAAUAGCUAGAGGCCAAAGAGUUGGGACCUACCUCAUCAAAAUAUUAGGACUACCCUCAUCACCUUGCGAGGUAGAGGGAAAUUUAAAAUUGCACAAGUUGUAUAACUCAAAAGAUUUAAUACGAUUUAAUGAUCUUUCAUUUCAUCAUCCAAACCGAAUAAGCUCUACUUUGCUGAACGUAUGCUUUAAAGUUGCUAAGGGGGAAACAAUUUCGAUUGUUGGACAAUCUGGCCUGGGAAAAUCAACAAUUGUUUCUUUACUUACAAGGCUUUUUGACAUUGACAGUAACCAGAUUUACCUCUCCAAUUAUGAUAUUAAAAACAUAGAAGUGGAAAGGUUAAGAGAGUUGAUAGCUAUCGUUCCACAGACUCCAAAAUUUUUCGAAGGUACCAUCUAUGAAAAUUUGACUUAUGGUUUAGGUAGAGGAGUUAACCAAGAGAAAGUUCUUGAUGCUUUAAUCAGGUCAAAUAGUUACGAGUUUAUCAGUAGCUUACCCUUAGGUUUAGACACAAUAAUAGGCGGUGGGUUGAAUUCUCUUCUUUCUACAGGCCAAUUACAGCGCCUAUCGAUUACCAGAGCUUUAUUAAGAAGUCCACAAAUCUUGAUUCUAGAUGAGUGUACUGCUAACCUUGAUCUUGAAAAUACUGCUGUAAUUUUCAAAUUAGUACAUGAAUUGGCACAAACAAAUUUAACUAUAAUUAUAAUAACUCAUGAAGUGGAAAUGAUGCAAUUGGCUGAUAAAUUGGUAGUUUUAAAAAAUGGUAGAGUAUCGGAAAUUGGUUCUUUUGAUACAUUGUAUGGCAAGCGAGGAGAAUUGUUCUCAAUUGUUACCGAUGUUGCUUGA
This is a messenger RNA of Hyphopichia burtonii NRRL Y-1933, 3600 nucleotides long. It is a transcript of the gene HST6, whose product is annotated as ATP-binding cassette alpha-factor transporter. Gene Ontology annotation, cellular component: membrane. The transcript has a single exon. Gene Ontology annotation, molecular function: ATP binding; ABC-type oligopeptide transporter activity; ATP hydrolysis activity. The record is from RefSeq and is a predicted model, not a curated record. Bases 1 to 3600 code for a protein of 1199 amino acids. NCBI's taxonomy places the organism in Eukaryota, Fungi, Ascomycota, Pichiomycetes, Serinales, Debaryomycetaceae. Gene Ontology annotation, biological process: transmembrane transport.